ACGGAAAUGCAAAACCUUCAAGAUCCAUCUUGGGCUAAGUUUGACCCAUAGAGUUACCGUUGUCCUCUAACAAUCUCUAAUACCAAAUACAAUUUCUGCUCAAACUGAACUUUUACAAUAGGAAGCAAUGGCAGGAACACUGGCACGAAAGGCAGUAGACCACCUGAAAAGCAAGGAGUUCAGGGAUUAUUUAACAAGCACGCACUUCUGGGGCCCUGUUGCCAACUGGGGGCUGCCUAUUGCUGCCAUUUCAGACAUGAAGAAAAGCCCAGAGAUCAUCAGUGGCAGGAUGACUUUUGCCCUGACCUGCUACUCGCUGCUUUUUAUGAGGUUUGCCUACAAGGUCCAACCCAGGAAUUGGCUGUUAUUUGCGUGCCAUCUGACCAAUGAGACUGCUCAGCUCAUCCAGGGAGGCCGACUCAUUAAAUACAACAUGGAGAAGAAGAUGGCCUCUUAGCUCCAAAGCAUCAGACUCCAGUAUUUUCCUGGGUACACAUGUUCUACUCUACCAAAACAUGUCACACCCACCUAAAUGUUUUUUACUUAAUUAUUGAUGUCUCUGAAAUCAAUCAUCUAAGUUUCAUGCAGACAAUUUGUUUCAAUUGUUUUACAGCAUCACACACAAGUUCGAGAUUAAAAAACAUCUACUUAUACAGUUGACCGAAGAUGAUGGUUAACUGUAUGUAAUGGUAUUUUGUCAUUUGAUUAAUUUAUUUGCUAUAAUAUUUCCACACAAUCUCUGAAGUUAUUACUAGUAAAACAUUGUUUUUGGUUUAUUCUACUGGAAUUGCCUGUGUAACCACUUACUGUAUACUGUAUGACUAAUAAUAAAAUAAAUAUUUUGAGGAAA
This is a messenger RNA of Hypomesus transpacificus, 850 nucleotides long. It is a transcript of the gene mpc1, whose product is annotated as mitochondrial pyruvate carrier 1. The transcript has 5 exons. Lineage: Eukaryota; Metazoa; Chordata; Actinopteri; Osmeriformes; Osmeridae. The coding region runs from base 128 to 457 and encodes 109 amino acids. Gene Ontology annotation, cellular component: mitochondrial inner membrane. The record is from RefSeq and is a predicted model, not a curated record. Gene Ontology annotation, biological process: pyruvate import into mitochondria.